GAGGGUCAACAUCGUUCGACGCGCGGGUGCCCGUGCGGAGCAGUACCUCGUAAUUUCCCAACUCCUCUGUAAUGUAAGAAACUCUCCUCCUCAUCCUCCUCCUUCGCAAUCAGAGCGUCGGCCAAGAAGAAACCCUCCGUGUUGGUUGGCGAAAGUUGAUCUUGCAGAAGCAGCAGCCCAAUACAAAGGGAGGAAUGGAUGGACGAAACGAUGUUAACCGGGGAGAAUUCACGUGGAAAAUCAGCCACUUCAGUGAGCGGGAUGCGACGAAGCUUUGCUCUAGAGCAUUCACGGUUUCUGGUUGUAAAUGGAGAAUUGUUGUAUACCCCAAGGGGGGUGUCACGAAAAAUCUGCCGCUGUACCUCGAAGUCCCUGAUUCUGCGACGUUGCCGAACGGGUGGACCAGAAAAGCCAAGUUCAGCUUGAGGGUGAUCGAUCAAUUCGAUAAUGCUCGCUCUGUUAGAAAGGAGUGGCAACAUGUUUUCACUGCGAGCGAGAGUCACUGGGGUCACUCAAGUUUCAUUCCAUUGACUGAGCUUUGUAAUCGUACUGCGGGAUACCUAGCAAAUGACACUUUGGUGAUUAAGGCCGAAGUUUGCGUCUUAAGAGUUACUCCUCCAGUGAAUAUUCAGCCAGCUAGACCAACCGAUAACUUUGACUCCUAUUUUACUGGGCUGGAGGAAUUCAUCGAUGCUGCUGAGACCGAUGGUGUUAGAGUAGGAUCAAGUUUGUGCCACCAAGAUGGUUCUUUGACGGCUGAAAUUCCUAGCUUAGAAGAAGUUGAGAAGGCUAAGCAGUCUUUGAAGGAAUGCCUUUCGGAUCUCUUUAAAUUGAAUAUGAAAGAGAGGCUAUCUGAGGCACUAUCAACUUUAAGCUUAGCCAGAACUGGAUUAUCGCCGGAGCAACGAAUAGCAAUUGAGACAUUUCAGGCCAAUUUCAGUGAUUUCACUUCCGACUUCUUAACAUUUGAGCAGGACAAUGCUGAGUUUGAGCUGCAUAAACUACAAAAGGAUCAAAGGUUCUCUGCUAUGAAAAAGAGCCAUGAGACUCACAUCUUGUAUAAGCAGUUAAUGUAUGACCUCGACACGGAAGAGGAAGACCUAAAAAGAAAGAUGGAGGAAGUGAAAUCUAGGAGGAACAAGCUCCUCUCAGACUGGGAGAUCUUGCUGGUUGAGUCCGAAGAAGCGAGGUCGGGCUAUAAAGAUGAGCAGAAGAAAGUAGCGGAGGCUGAGGAAAAGAAGAGAAUAGCUGAGGAAAGAAUGUCUAGAUCAGCCACUGCUUGGUCAAAUUUGAAGGCUCAAUUCUGUUAAAACUUUAAGGUUUCAAAUAGGCUGUGAGGCAAUUCUUCACUUAAAGUUUGAAAACUGUGCUUUGCUUGACUAUAUUUUGGCCAAUUUUUGGCAGAACAAUUGCUCAAGAGGGGCUUAUGUGGUUGAUCCUGUAUCAUGUUAGUUUAGUCAGCAUGUUGGUCAUAUAUAUAAAUACACACAGAUGUCAAUAGCAUUAGUUUUUUAUGUCUUGAUAUAAAUUGCCUAGUCCUUGCGCUUUUUUCUCUUGGAGCUUGGAAAUUCUCACAAUUGUGAUUCACUUUCCUAACUGUUGUUCUGUCAAUAUGUGAAGAUCAAGUUGUUCCUCCA
Syzygium oleosum is the source of this 1637-nucleotide messenger RNA. RefSeq names its product MATH domain and coiled-coil domain-containing protein At3g58270-like. The transcript is spliced from 3 exons. NCBI's taxonomy places the organism in Eukaryota, Viridiplantae, Streptophyta, Magnoliopsida, Myrtales, Myrtaceae. Gene Ontology annotation, molecular function: protein binding. The record is from RefSeq and is a predicted model, not a curated record. The coding region runs from base 195 to 1310 and encodes 371 amino acids.